Messenger RNA from Xylaria bambusicola, 1277 nucleotides. RefSeq lists its product as uncharacterized. NCBI's taxonomy places the organism in Eukaryota, Fungi, Ascomycota, Sordariomycetes, Xylariales, Xylariaceae. The record is from RefSeq and is a predicted model, not a curated record. The coding region runs from base 1 to 957 and encodes 318 amino acids. The transcript has 8 exons.
AUGCUGCGCUUUGGCUGCAGUCACCUAGUGAAUCCAGGUGUAAACCCAUCUCCACAUGUCCACCAGGUAGUCGGAGGCAAUGCCUUUGGUGCAUCUAUGCCAACAGAUGACAUAUCAAAACAUUCAACCUGCACCACCUGCAGCUUCAACCAAGACUUCUCAAACUAUUGGACGGCGAACCUGUACUUCAAGGCCCGCAAUGGAACCUACAAGCGUGUGCCUCAAAUCCCAAACCAGGCAGUCAGCGGCCACAAUGGCGGCAUCACAGUCUACUACACUUCGCCUGGCGCGAAGCAGACGACUGCCUUCAAGCCGGGAUUUCGAAUGCUUGCUGGGGAGUCUACGAGACGCAACUCGACAGGCCUUGGAAAGAACAUGCAAAGUUGCUUCCGAUGCUACACGGGACCCAACUUCCAGGGAAACGUCUACUCACCUUGCUUUGAUCCUAAGCUAGAUACCGAGCACUUCCCCACAACGCCCUGCCUCGGCGGUAUCCGUACGAACAUCAUCUUUCCCCUAUGCUGGGACGGGAAAAACCUAGACAGCCCCAACCACAUGGACCACGUUGCCCACUCUACGGGCGGCCCUACAUCGUUCGCGGUUGUGAGCGGCAAAUGCCCGUCGACGCACCCCGUGAAGAUUCCACAGGUCCAUCUAGAGAUCAUGUGGGAUACAACAGCCUUCAACAACAAGGCAGAAUGGCCCGCGGACGGCAGCCAGCCCUUCGUCCUCAGCACCGGCGACAGCACCGGCUACGGACAGCACGCUGAUUACGUCUUCGGCUGGAAAGACAACACCCUGCAAAGUGCUAUGGACAACGCUUGUUUCGGCCCGACGUGCAAGUCGCUCACGACACAGGCGGACGCUAUCAGUGGCGCAUGUGCCGUCAAGAACAUGGUCGAUGAGACUACUGAAGGAUGGCUUGCGGAGCUUCCGGGUGGUGGCAUGGGGGUUUAAGAACCACGGCAGAAUUGCGAUAAGAGAUGAAGAGCUUGUUUAUUCCAAGUGAUGGAGGGGUUGAUUAUGAAUAGGUCUUUCGCUUUUUGUGAAGUUUCACUGCUUCUUCAGAUAUUUAUGUAACUGUUGUUGAUCUCGCUAAUACUUUCUUAAUUCACGUUUUGAUCGUUUCAUAAGUAAGAAGGCUGUACAAAUUAGUAUACGCUCAUGAUCGCUUAAUUCAGGUCACGGAAGACUUGAUAUCCUUUCGAGUCAUAUUAUCAUCAUGUGUUAUGGCUGCUGAGGUCAAUAUGGACACGUGAGUUGGCGUUUCACCCCUA